This is a messenger RNA of Aspergillus clavatus NRRL 1, 1431 nucleotides long. RefSeq lists its product as uncharacterized. The coding region runs from base 1 to 1431 and encodes 476 amino acids. The transcript is spliced from 3 exons. The record is from RefSeq and is a predicted model, not a curated record. NCBI's taxonomy places the organism in Eukaryota, Fungi, Ascomycota, Eurotiomycetes, Eurotiales, Aspergillaceae.
AUGCCUCCGUUGCCAGGUGAAGAGCGUAUGCUGACCGUAUUUGCCGAUAUCCAUUAUUAUUUCACAGCACCUACUCCCAAACCUUUGUAUCACCGGUUUGAUAAGGGUUCAUACUUUUACCUCUACCACAAUGCUUCAUCACAGAAAUUAAGGGUCGAAGUUGCCAAUAACCCUGGAACUUCAGACCAAGAUGCUUUCAAUGGAGCGUUGGACCACGUCCACCUGCGUCAUUCCACUACCUUCCCGACUCUUUGUACUCUCACUGUAGAUAAUUACAGUCAGCAGACGCCCCAGGAGUUUCCACCUCCGCCGAGUACCAAUCUAUACGAAUGGCACUUACCUAAAAGCGAUGCCCAAGGUGGCAACACAGACCUUCAACGUCUUCAUACACUAGACAUCUAUUUCUGGACCAUAGACGAUGCAAAUUCGUUCUUGGAUGUGGCGGAACGAUACUUAUCUCAGUCGCAGAUUGAUACGGACAGGCACCCCUUUCCGGCUCCUACAGAAGUUACAGCCAGUUCGGUUGUGCAACAGCUAGAGAACGUGGCAAUCACGGACCCUGCUUAUCAGAAUGGACAAACCCCCAACUCUCGAUCCGAAGCUCCUCCCAAUCCUGCGUCUCAUGCCGCCGCAGCCUCACCCGUUCUUCCGCCUCCUCGACCAGUGAGCGUCGCACAACACAUGCCUGUGACGGUCCAGCCACAGGAAGUUGCUCAAUUCACCCCUCUGCCAUAUAAUCCUGCUGCUCCUGCCGCUCCUGAACCAAUCCAGCACCGCGAGAAAACCCCACCACCAAUCGAUGCCGCAGACGGAACUGGACUCGCAGCAGCAGCGGCAGUAGACAGUGGUGCCCCGAUGACACCCCCGACCCAGCUUUUCGGAGGAGGCUAUGCGCCUCCCCCGAGUCAGGGUGUCCCUUACUCGCUACCCGGAAGCUACGCCUCGCCACCCCCAAGCGCCGGUCUGACUCACUCGGGCUCCUUCUCUUCGCGGUCAUCCAUCCAGAGCCCGCCGGGUGUUCCCUCGUAUACCCCUGCGUUCCUCGUCGGCAGCGGCCAGCCUGUCACUCAAGCAGGAACAACAAUGUCCUUUGCUCCUCCGCCCGUCGAUCCCAACGCCCACCUCUACGGCCAGAGUCUCUAUACCCCCCCACCCCCUACUCAAGUCCAGCCUACUUCUCCCCCGCCUAUCGGCGGCUACUCGAAUUACUCCUACGAAGCGGCCCCGCCGUCCACGGCCUCAGCAGGCGGCUACGACAUGCACAAACAGCUCUACCGGCCGACCGAAGCGGAGGCUAAUUCCCAUGCGCAGAAGUAUGCGCAGAAAGCCGUGCAGAACCCGACACAGCGGUCGCGCACUUUCGAGAACGGCGCGUCGCGGGUCGAGAGUAGUGUAAACCGGUUUCUCAAGAAGCUCGAGAGGAAGUUCUGA